Molecule: messenger RNA, 1601 nt
Organism: Drosophila montana
Lineage: Eukaryota; Metazoa; Arthropoda; Insecta; Diptera; Drosophilidae
Gene: stck
Product: LIM zinc finger domain containing stck
Exons: 7
Coding region: 177-1214 (345 amino acids)
Biological process (GO): positive regulation of substrate adhesion-dependent cell spreading; cell-cell junction organization; cell-cell adhesion
Cellular component (GO): focal adhesion; cell-cell junction; cytoplasm
Source: RefSeq, a predicted model, not a curated record
UAUUCCGAAAAUUUCGAUACAACUCUACCAACUACUUAUACUUGAGUGAGAAUAUUAAUUAAAAAGCUAAUAUUGCUUUGAACAUUUUGUGCCAUUAAUAGUGAGCUAAAAACGUUGAACGCGUACGUAGACAUUGAUUGAGGCGAGCUGCAACAAGUGAAAGCCAAUUACCAGAAAUGCCGCCCGUUCAAGUCCAGGCCAUCAACAUGUCGCUGGGUGCAAUGCAUUGCACGAGAUGCGCCGACGGUUUCGAGCCCACCGAAAAGAUUGUCAACUCCAACGGCGAGCUUUGGCAUACGCAGUGCUUUGUCUGCGCUCAGUGCUUCCGACCGUUUCAGGAUGGCAUUUUUUACGAGUUCGAGGGACGCAAGUACUGUGAACGGGACUUCCAUGUGCUAUUUGCGCCCUGCUGCAACAAGUGCGGUGAGUUUGUUAUCGGGCGUGUUAUCAAGGCCAUGUCCGCCAGCUGGCAUCCACAAUGCUUCCGCUGUCAGCUGUGCGCCAAAGAGUUGGCCGACAGUGGCUUCAUACGCAACCAGAAUCGUGCGCUAUGCCAUGAAUGCAAUGCCAAGGUGAAGGCCGAGAUAACAGGUCGUUAUGUGUGCCAAAAGUGUCACGGCUUGAUUGACGAGGAGCCGUUGCGCUUCCGGGGCGAAGUCUAUCAUGGCUAUCACUUCAAUUGCUCGGCCUGCGGCACAGAAUUGGAUGCCACAGCGCGCGAGGUCAAGAGUCGCCCGGGCCUGGCCGCAAACGAUAUGAACGAACUGUAUUGUCUACGCUGUCACGACAAGAUGGGCAUUCCCAUUUGCGGCGCCUGUCGUCGACCAAUUGAGGAGCGUGUGGUUACAGCGCUGGGCAAGCACUGGCACGUCGAGCAUUUCGUGUGCGCCAAGUGCGAGAAGCCCUUCCUGGGUCAUCGUCACUACGAGAAGCGCGGUCUCGCAUACUGCGAGACGCAUUAUCAUCAGCUCUUUGGCAAUCUGUGCUUUGUGUGCAACCAGGUCAUUGGUGGAGAUGUUUUCACCGCUUUAAACAAGGCGUGGUGCGUGCAUCAUUUUGCCUGCUCCGUGUGCGAUACGAAAAUGACGCAGAAAUCAAAAUUCUACGAGUACGAUGAGAAGCCGGUGUGCAAGAAAUGCUAUGAACGGUUUCCCAAUGAGCUGCGACGUCGCUUGCGCACCGCACACGAGAUGACCAUGAAGAAGAAUGUCUAGUGGAUGAGCUGCAGCCUCGAACUGCCCAGCCUUCCAUCACACAAAUCUACACCAAAACGUGUUAAGUCAAAGUGCCUUCUGUCGUUCAGCACAAACGACCGCUUAGUUCUCUGUUUGUAGUUGUCCACUUCUAACAUUCGAUGUUAAUUCUCGAAACUAAAAACUUGUGCCUUUCUUCACAUUUCUGUAACAUUGUAAUUUUUGUUGUACUGUGUCAUUUCUAAACAAAGGCGUGUACCGUUUUGAUAUCGCUUAUCUUUUAUUUGUAGCUGUUAUCAACGGCAAGCAUAACAAAACAAAAUAUUGUAUUGACAGCUGUUAUCUAAUUGAAUUUUAUUUAUAUACAUAAAUGUUUUUAUAAUAAAAGAAAAUUUAAAAGCAUGCGAA